GUGUAACCAGUGCCGACACAGUGGUGAACAUGCGGAAGGUAACCCACCAGACCAUCAGCGAGGAGCUCUCUAAAACCGUUCUUCUUCCUUGCCUAUUCACCCUUCGCCCCAGCGCUGGUUCAUCACAUGAGCCUCCCAGGAUCAAGUGGACUAAAGUCUGGGGGCAAAGAGGGUCUGAUGGGCUGCAGAAGGAACAGUCAGUCCUGGUUGCCAAAGACAAUGUGGUCAAGGUGAAGAAGGCUUUCCAGAGUCGCGUUUCACUGCCUGGGUAUAACAAGAACCGCUACAACGCCAGCCUCGCCCUGACUGGACUGCGCUCUAGUGACUCAGGCCUGUACCGCUGUGAAGUUGUGGUGGGCAUCAACGAUGAACAGGACACAGUUCCACUGGAGGUCACAGGUGUUGUGUUCCACUACCGAGCACCACAUGACCGCUAUGCAUUAUCUUUUGCUGAUGCCAAGAGGGUGUGCACGGAAAACUCAGCAACCAUCGCAACACCUGGACAACUGCAGGCCACCUUUGCGGAUGGAUAUGAAAACUGUGACGCCGGCUGGCUGGCUGACCAGACUGUGAGGUACCCUAUCCAGGCGCCACGACCUGGUUGCUAUGGUGAUCGUGAGGACUCACCUGGUGUCCGUAAUUACGGCAAUAGGUCUCCUGAUGAGCUGUUUGAUGUUUAUUGUUUUGCCAAGCAGCUUCAAGGUGAAGUGUUCCACUCCACAGUCCCAGAGAAGCUAAGCCUCGCCACAGCCUCCACCCACUGCCAUUCCCUAGGAGCCCAACUGGCCACUGUCGGACAGCUCUAUCUGGCUUGGCAAGCUGGCCUUGAUCAGUGUGAUCCCGGCUGGUUGGCUGAUGGCAGCGUCCGCUAUCCCAUCAAUGUUCCCAGAAAGAACUGUGGAGGGGACGAGCCUGGUGUGCGGACCGUGUACAACAAUCCAAACCGGACCGGCUUCCCAGACACCGCGGCACUUUUUGAUGCCUACUGCUAUCAAGCCCAUCAGCCAGCAGGGAUCCAGGCUGCAGAGCCACAAGUUCUGUACCAAACUACCAGACCAGCAGCAGAGAGCCAGUCUCUGGUGCCUGAAACGCGUGCCUCCCCCUGGACCUCCCCGAGGUCUAGCCCAGUUGAAACAAAUAGAGCAGCGAUCAGCAGCUCGGCUGAGACAUCUGAAGAGAACGGUAUCAUUGAGUCAAAGCCUUUUGAAGAUUGGCAUCACAUCAGCCAAGCAGAAGAGGAUACACUAGAUGACUCUAAGAGCAACAACACAUUGAGUUCCUCUGAACCUGACAGCCUGGAAAGUUCUGAAAGUCCAGCCCUUGAGCAAACGGGUGGCAGUUCUGUCCGGACGGAUUCUGCUCCAUUAUCCAACAUGAUUUCUUCCAGUCCCCAACCUCAGACGACUCAUAACAUUCUUGUUGAGUUUGUGAAAAGUCUGAUGAGGCCUUUUAAGUACUGGACAAGAAGCAAAGAGAAUGAACCUACGCAGCCUGAUGAGAGAGAGGAGCAGAAGCAGACACCCACAGAAUCAUCCACUACAAGAAUGAGCGUUCAAAAACCAGCUGGGAACAAGGGCAACUUAGACAACGCCAUCAUAGAGCACAGGAGUGGCACCUUUUCACUUAGAGCUGUAAGUGAAGCGGGGAGCACAGAGGAGGGCCUGUCCGAGCAGGAGAAGGAGCUGCAGCCCCUGAUAAAACUUGUGCCCGCCCUGCAGGAUGCAGAGACACGUGACCCCGUCACUCAUCAGGGUCCUACCAACAACCCUCCAACCACUCAAGACUUUGCAUCAACGGACAGAUUUCCAUUCAAUCAACUUUCCAAUACAUCAAGUCGUCUGGGCCGCAGAGGAGGGUUUGCGUCAUCUACUGCUCCCAGCAGUCACUUUCAGUGGGUCACUAACUCCAUACAUGACCCCAAACAAGCCUCUUCCAGAUUCGGGGCCCGUGUGGUCCAAGAAUCUUCCUGGCAGCCAUUGGAAGCAAAAGCUGGGUCCCUCGAGGUAAUGACCAUGGCCACCUCCCUUCAACAAGACAACCUAGAGAACUUUUCAGGUGAGGGCAAAGACGAGGACGCAUCAGAAGUCAGGAAUAGUGCUGUAUCAGAGGAAGACAAAGGUCAGGAUGGAAGUGGAGAAGGAAGCAACUCGUCCGAUACCUUAGAAAUUACAGUCAAACAUCAGAAAAGCUAUUAUACCCAGCUGGGUUCAGUAACUGACUCAAUAUUUAACCUGUCUGAUGCCGAUGUUGUGACCGUGAGCGAGCACACCUCUCUCUUCCGGUGGCAGCUCUCUGAGCACCCCACCAAAUCCCCUGAGAGCUCCACAGAACCAGACACACCCGAGGAGGCCAGAGGGGAGAUCCUGUAUGCCCACCAGCUCCUUCAAAAUCUGUCUUCUGCCUCGUCACAUGCAGAAGUCCUGCCAGCAUCAGGGAGACAGAGCAAAGAUGAGAUAAAGACUACCUCAGAAGAUGAUUUGUGGACAAUGCUAACAACUUCUGAGGCAACCACAGUGGAGCUUUCAACCACACACACAGCAGAUGUCGGUGUCAGCGCCAGCAACUCAGAAAAUACUGUGAGGAGUUUUUCCCUCAAAGAGCCAUCCUUUUCAGAUGUAGGGGUUCAGCGGGGGAUGGAGAAAACUACCACUGACUCUCAAAUGCAAAGCUAUGCUUCUGUGACUUUAAUACCUACUAAAGAAGGAGACUUACAGUUGACCACUAUUGCAUCUAAAAGUGGCACCAUCACCAUGGAGUCCAAAGCAGAGACACCUGUGGAAAUAUCUCCAAAAAGCCCAAAGUCAAUGGAGCUCACAACCUUGGAGCCAGAGGCCAGCAAAGACCCAAACAGCCCCUUUGGCAUUCUGGUACCAAGCUGGGCAUUCAGCCUCAUCCCAUCAGUGGAAAACAACCCCUGCCAGACCAACCCUUGUCUCCAUGGUGGAAGCUGUCUGCAAGAAGGUGAUAGUUACAGCUGCUACUGUCCUCAGGGCUUCUCUGGAGAGAACUGCGAGAUCGACAUUGAUGACUGUCAGUCGAACCCCUGUCAGAAUGGAGGAACGUGUAUUGAUGAGAUCAACUCCUUUGUGUGUCUCUGUCUGCCCAGCUACAGCGGAGCUACUUGUGAGAAAGACACAGAGGGCUGUGAGCACUCGUGGAGGAAGUUUCACGGCCACUGCUACAGGUAUUUCAGCCGCAGACACACCUGGGAGGACGCAGAGAAGGACUGCAGAGAGCACAGCGGCCAUCUGGCCAGCAUCCACAGCGAAGCUGAGCAGAAUUUCAUCAGGGGUCUCAGUCAUGACAACACCUGGAUUGGGCUGAAUGAUCGCACGGUGGAGGAUGACUUUCAGUGGACGGAUAAGAUGGAUCUGCAAUAUGAGAAUUGGCGGGAAAACCAGCCGGACAAUUUCUUUGCUGGGGGAGAGGACUGUGUGGUAAUGAUUGCGCAUGAGAACGGCAAAUGGAACGACGUGCCCUGCAACUACAACCUACCCUACGUCUGCAAGAAGGGAACCGUUCUCUGUGGAGCCCCGCCCACAGUGGAAAACGCCUUCCUGAUUGGUCGAGUGCGUUCGCACUAUGACAUCCACUCAAUAGCACGCUACCAGUGUGCUGACGGCUUCCUCCAGCGCCACGUGCCCACUGCUAAGUGCCGUGCCAACGGCAGAUGGGACCGGCCUAAAAUCAUCUGCAUACGAUCCCGGCGAUCCCAUCGCUAUCGGCGCCACCAUCACAAGAGCAGGCGGGAGCGCAGAAAGCACAAGAGGCACGCUCACAGAGACGGAGGACACCAUGCAGGAGAGCAGGGCCAGCACCGCGCCCGCUUCUGAACCAAAACAAACAACACACCUUCCCUCUGUCAGCCUUCCCCCUAACACAGUCCCACGAUUACACCCCAAAGUUUUCUACCCGAGCCCCCACCCUCAGCUGCUUUCCUGGCUCUCAGAGUUGAGCUCUCUCAACCACCAAAGUGCUGCCAGGCGUCACCAGGACUUAAUUCAACUCCUCCGUACUUUUUUAGCUCAAGUUUCGGGUCCCAACUCUUUUCUUGCUCAGCUGCCCUUUUACUUGCUCCAGUUACACUCCCAGCAGGCUCAAAAUGGAGCCGAGUUGACCUGUUUCUGAGAUAAAAAAUUACCUUUGAGACCCACCCUGAACAUUCUUUGAAGAGAAGACGUUUAGUACUAACUGCAAAUAGGGAUGACAUCACUGAAAAUGCCGUAUCAAAGCCAGACGAGUCAAUGAAUGUUGACUUGAGCCUUUUGUCUGCUGAACACAGUUCUUUUUUACAAACACUCAGUUCCUUUGUCUUAACUCUGCUGCUCUUGGUUUGCCCUUCGUUAGACAUUGUACUAGAGUAACGGUAAGUUAAUUGAUUUAUUUUUAACUAAAGGUAGUGGUAAUUGAGUUAAUUGAUUGUUAGCGGUGUAUCUUCUUGUGGAUGUGAGACAGUUACUUUAGAUGACGAACCUCCAGAGGAAAACGUGAAGCCCGCCUCCUCUCAGCUUCAUCACCUUCAUCAGCCUCAUGCGGGAAGCUUCUCCUGCUAUGUUAGACCUCCACACCUGUCACUGCCACGGGUUCAUCUGCAUCUCUGAUGUCAGUUUGUCUCAGCUCAGCACCCCACGUUUCACUUCUCCUCUCUCUUAACUUGUGUUGCUGCAGGAAUGUUUGCGGUGAAUUAUUCAGUGGUGCAGCAUGGGAAGGGACUCUAAAGUGACUCUUUGAUUUAGAUUGGCUGUUGUUUGGCAGCACGCUUUUCUGUCUGUGGAAAAAUAAACUGUCCGAGUCGUGUGCUCUGUUACCAGCAUUUUUCUUACCUACAGAAAAAGGUAAAAACUUAAUAAAACUACAAAGUUCAGUUCUGAGGCACAUUUAAGCAUUUCAAAUAACUGAACAAAUUAUCUGAAGAAAGGUUUACACUAGUUUGAGGUAGUUUUGUUAUACUGUUAAUAGUAGCUGGAAAUCCAAUUUAUCAGUCGUGGUAAAAAUGGUGAUUUUCAAAGUCACAAAACAACAAAAUUUUAACUUGUUUCGAACAUUCUUAAGAUGUCUGAACUGCCUUGUUUUAGCAGGGCCGGCCCAGGGCAAAGGCAAACUAGGCAGCCGCCUAGGGCACCAUCAGCUGGAGGGUGCGCCAAAUCACAAUGAUUAUAUAUUCUUUUUUUUUUUUUGGCAUUUGCUCGACGAGACGCUUUUCUCCUUCACAAUGUACUGGAAUUAGCGUGUUAACAGUUAAAGAUUUAGUGUUUAAGCAUCAUCGGUGAUGCCCAGGUGUUAAAGGGUUAAAGCUCAAUUUAAUGUACUCUUAGUUCAGUUAACCCUUCAGUAUAAAUGAAAUCAUCACACAUCUGGAGACAGAAGUAACAUGAUGGCCAAACACAAAGAUAAACCUGGUUUACUAACAGUGUCUCAGAGCCUUCAUAACUGCAGAGGGUCAGCUGACAGUAGACCUCAGUGUCUCUGGAGCAGACCGUCUGGCAGAUCUUCUCCUCUAAACUCGCCCCGUGCAGCUUGUCCUUUUUAAAGAGGGGAUUGAAGCAGUGCUUUGCUCUCUUUAGCUUCUCCUGUACUGCUUGGAUAAAGUGCUGUGUUUUGAAGCCAGGCCUCGAGGUUAGAGAUUUUAGGAUUAAAUCUCAAAGACGGCCAGCGCUUUCAUCCUUCGUUCCUCCAUCAUGUCGAGGCCUUUUCUCUUCUUCCUCUGUGCUUAGCCAACUUUGCCAUUCAGGUUUCAAGUAAUUUACUUUUACUGAAAGUAAAAUGAACUAGAAAAGUUACAUUACCUGCGAUAAUGCUAGUGUGAAUGCUUCUUGCUGAAUGUGCUCGCUGAAAAUGCUGAAACAAUUAACUUUGAUGGCAGUAUAAUGCCCUGAAUGUGCUGAAUGUUUUGAUGCCAAACUUGCAAAAUUUGUAAAAAGUGCACAAAAAUUUGAAAAAAAAAAAAAAUUCUUGAAAGAAAAAAUUCUUGCAAAAAAAUUCAAAAAAUUUCUAAAAUUGCGUAAAAUGUAUCAAUACCCAAAAAGUAAUAUCAAGAAUGUCCUGAAGGUGCUGGACGUCUUGAUACCGAUAUUGCAUAGUUUCAAAGCGCACAAAGAUUGAAAACAUUUUGUGAAAAAGAUCGCAAAAAUUGCAAAUGAAUGUAAAAUGCGUAAAAGGUAUAAAUACCAAAAGUACAACCAUGAUUGCCCUGAACAUGCUGAAUAUUUUGAUACCAAACUUGCAUAAUUUGCAGAGAGCGCACAAAAAUUUGAAGAAUUACUUGAAAAAAAUUCGCAAAAUUGGCAUAAAAUAAAAAAAAAUGCGUAAAUUAAAGUAUGGAUGUCCUGAACAUGUUAAUUUUUUUUUUAUAUUGCUGACAUUGCAGAAUUUACAGAAAUUUGAAAAAAAUUCCCAUUCAUUUUCAAUGGGGCUGAAAAAUUGCAUAAAUUGCAAUAACUCGAAAAAAAGAAAAGUAAAAUGUAGAAAUACCAAAAGUACAAGCAGGAAUAUCCUUAAUGAGCUGAAUGUCUUGAUACCAUGAUUGCAGAAAUUGCUGAUUAGGUUUUUACGGAUCAAUAAACGUAUGGAGAAAUAAAUGAGAAAUAAUAAUAAAGAGAAACAGGAUCACUAUAGUGACAAUUAUGGCUGACCGGAAGCUUAACCUGCUCUUUGAUACCGCUGAUAGUCCGGUUUUCUGAAGUAAUGCAGGUGAGGUGUUAAUUCUCUGCCCUUGUCCUCCCUCACCUUGGCAACAGCAAUAGUGAACCUGAAUCUCUCUAUCACUUUAAUUAAUCUGCUGCAUGACUAAUUAAAAGCUGCACUAUCUACACAAGCACAGAGCUGUUGUGACGGGAAAGGGUGAUGCUGACAGACAGCGCUCUGGAGGUGAGCUGAUUGUCACAGCUGUCAGGCCCUGCUGCUCUGUUCAUGUCAGACUGACACCGCCUGCUUCUCCGACUUCUUCGAAAUGAAUGGACCACGGCUAGACGAGUGGAAGGGUGGACAGUUGGCUCUCGCACAGCAAAGCCGAUGCCCUGACACAGAGUGAUUACAGCUGUGGAGUGGUUUAUCUUCGUCACAGGGCCAAUAUUAAAAAUUCAGUUUUAGGAAACUAAAUCAAAACCAAAGAUGUAACCAUAAGCUAAUGACAUUGGGGUUACACUUUUACUUUAGUUAGUCUUGAAACUUCAAGUGCAUUUGCCCAUCUGCUAGUUAUCCUUUCUGUCUGUCUCCACUCUAGCUAAGCCCUGAUUGAAAGGCAAAUGAGUACCCACAAUGCAUCACUGUUAUUAGUUCUAGAGAUGAGAUAACAGAAGGGUCCUGCCUGUCCUGACAGCCAGGGACGCACACGUAACCUGAUGCUUAUGCUAACGACUGACGAGAUCAAUCAAUCAGUUGACGGUGAAGUGAUUGACAGGCAUGAGCUUCACAUCUUGUACUCAUAAAGUAUGCACACACCGUGUACUGUUUUUGAAAAACGAGCCUAUAUACAUGAAUUCCCACGUUCUGAAGCCGGACUAAAACAAAUGUGGAGACAUAAAUACAGAGAGGAUUUUUCUUAAUCUGCUGCAUCGAUAUCCUUAGCUUGUUCGAGAUGGUUCAAAGAGGAGAAACUGGACAGAGUGACCCCACCCCCCUCGCCUUUCAAACAGGAAGUGGCUCCAAGAGGCCAAAAUCCCAGCUGUUACUCAGUCAUUCUGUUUGUCAGAAUAACCAUUCUGAGGUUGUGUCUGAAUUCCCUCCCUGAUCCCUACCUACUAAAAAACUAUAGUGCAGGACUAUCUAGUGCCCUGGAUUUUAAAGGAAAUUCGGACAGGAUGCUCUCUGCUUUUGUUUCGUUUUUCUAAACGCCAGGUUUGAUGUCACUGAUUUCAUGAAGUCAAAAUCAUAUCAAUACGAACAUUUCACAACGUUUAUUUAUGACUCCACUGUGUUCUGAUGGUAAAAAUGUGGAUGGUUUAUUCAAAAAUUAUAUUGAAACACAUGUUUUUGUUUGAAAUUGUUUGACCGCAAUUCAUUGUGGUCUAUACUCCCUAAUCUAUUGAGCAUCGAUGCACGCUAGUUUUUGCAAAGUCUUCUGGGAAAUUUCUAGGGCACUUGAUUUUCCAAUUGGCAGAUUAGGACAGUACUAGAAAAUGGCAAAUACACUAUAGGGAUUAGGGAGGGAAUUCAGACAUGGCUUUAAUCUGACACAUUUUUCAAACAUCUUCGUAAUUAUCCUCAUUUUUUUCACGAUAUUUUUUUUAUUGCAAAUUCUUCAAGUUAUAUUCUGACCAAUCAGAUGCCUCAGUCAAAGCAUUUGAUCACUCCAAACACUUUAUUGGCAGAUUCCCCUCAGCAGUAGGGGUGUGAACUUAGGUAAGAGUGGUUGCCAUAGAAAUGUUGACCCAGACCGAUUCGGACCAAUUAGAUUAGAUUAGAUCAGAUUAGAUUAGGUUAGAAAUUGUUUAUUUCAAGCAAUCAAGAGAUUGCCUGAAAGGUAGAGGGAGGAAGCGAACUUAUAUAAUCCCACUCUGUUCACUUACUGACAAUUUCUGUCUCCAACAUGGACCACAUUGUAAACAUUUUAGAGAAAAACAGUCUGUUGGAGGUCAAAGCAUUCCUCUCUGACAUGUUUUCCUCCAUUAUUAUCAGCUUCUCUCCACUGCAUGUGUUACAUUCCGCAUUGUUCUCUAGGUAACAUUCAGGCACUCCUCUAUUGGUUCUUGUUAGUCUGAUGCUGAGCUGAGCUGACUCAUCAUAGUCAGAAAAUCCCUGCAUUCUGUUGGAAUGAAUCUUUUCCUGACAGUCGGUUUAAACUCUGGGUGUGUUUGUCACUUAGGCUUCUUGAGUCAUAUUCACACAGCCUCUGUUCAUCUGAAACCCCUCAUUUUCCUCCCCUCUCUGUCUGCACCAAACACCGCUGACACACACACACAUGUAUGGGGUAAAAUCACUACAAAAAAGAAACCUAUUCAUGAAGAAAAAUUUACAUUAAUAAAGACAAAGUUGUGUACAAAUUAAUAUUUUGUGCACAACUUUGCAGAAAAAAUAUGAACACAAACAUUUAGUUUUAAGUUUACCUUGUCUAUUAAGAAUAUGACUUUUUAUGAUUUUUGUCUUAAAUACGAAUUUGUACUGUUAACAAACUGUCAAAAAUACGUCACAGGGUCACAGGCUGAUACAUCGAGUCCCGGAACAUUGAUUGAUCAAACUGUGCACAUCUGUUCAAGUUAAUGGAUUUAACUAAAAUAAAAUAGAAAUGUUAAGGAUGUUACUGAUGCCAUAACAGGAAAAUGAUCUUAAUAACCAUAGCUCUGUUGAAAAUUCAAUAAAACAGAUCAAACUACAGCGAUCUCCGACACAUCUGUGGCUGUCAGGCUACAACAGUUGCUCGUGUAAACAAUGCAGCAUCAGAUCCUUUUAGACCCAGAAGUGAUGGAAAACAGCCCUAAAAGAAGUAGCAGACAUGCCACUCUACUCAUUAGGUGUUAGAAAAACAUGCCUGUAAAAUGAGUUGAUAACAAGAGCAUAACGUAACAAAAACAGCUAAGCUAACUCGGAGCUAAAGUAUGCUCACUGGUAGCCAACUACAGUGGUAAAAACAAUAUAAUAAAAUAAAAUAAAAAAGCCAUUAGGAUCAGAAUGCCCAAAUUUCUCUCUGUUUCUAAUUUUUCUUUCUUUUCGACUAAGGCUAGAGUCGGCUGUCAAUUAGCCUUCCUUAGCUCCGAGUUAGCUUAGCUGUUUUUGUCAUUACCAUUCCCUUUCUUAACCCACUAAUCCUUUCGGGGUCACAGUGCUGCUAGAGUCUGGUCUGAGUGAAGACAAGGGUACAUUUCGACCGGUCCACGACCUGGAGCGGGACUACCCGCCCCGCCUGUCCCGGGAAUAAACAGCCCGGCUUAACGAGGAUUCCCCACGCUAACACGCCGCUGCUGGCCGGUGUUGUUCUCCCGGCCAAAAUGAUGCCUGAAACAAAUUCUGGCAGGGGACGUUCCUUGGCAAAACAUCAGAGACCAGACAGUAGAAGAGCAGCAGCAGAGAGACGGGGAUCCCUCUGCUGCCUGGUCGGGUGAUUUUAUUUUAUUCGUCAUUCUCUAGUUAACAUCUGUUUUUUUCGGUUAAUAUCUUUUCUUUUUUCCAGCAGAGUUAGAUAUUUUUUCUGCCACGGGAUCAAUUACAUUCUAAAAAGUGUAAUUCUGUUGUAGUUUAAUAAAUGAGCCUCACUGCUCACGCUCUCUCAGUUGGAUCGACGUUUCAGGACUCGAUGUAUCAGCCUGUGACCCGUGAUGUAUUUUUGACAGUUUGUUAACAGAAGAAAUUCAUAUUCACAACAAAGAAAAGUCCUAUUCUAAAUAGACAUGUUAAACGUAAGACUGAAUGUUGGAUUCAUAUUUUUUCCUGUAAAGUUGUGCUCAAAAUAUUAACGAAUUAUUAUGAAUAUGACUGUGUUUAUAAAUACAACUUCUUUUCAUGAAUAUGUUUCUUUUUGACAGCUAUCUUACCCCAUACACAUGGAAUUAACCCACACACAAAUUCAAACCUCGUCUUUGACUUUGAUCCUUGCAAAGCAGAUAAGUUUACAGUAAUCUGUAUGUUUACUGUAAAUCCAGAACAAAUGUAACGUGAAUGAAUCAUCUCUGACUGUGUGAAUAUGACCCAUUAAUAUUUAUUCAUGUUUAUUGAUGUUUGUUCUCAUGAAUUUCUGUCAAGUUACUGUAUUAUAUUAUUUACAAGACAAAUGAUCAUUAAAGCAAACAUUUGUUUGGAUCUGA
Oryzias melastigma (Indian medaka) is the source of this 10736-nucleotide messenger RNA. It is a transcript of the gene ncanb, whose product is annotated as neurocan b. NCBI's taxonomy places the organism in Eukaryota, Metazoa, Chordata, Actinopteri, Beloniformes, Adrianichthyidae. Gene Ontology annotation, biological process: cell adhesion. The record is from RefSeq and is a predicted model, not a curated record. Gene Ontology annotation, molecular function: calcium ion binding; hyaluronic acid binding.